Molecule: messenger RNA, 4912 nt
Organism: Pristis pectinata (smalltooth sawfish)
Lineage: Eukaryota; Metazoa; Chordata; Chondrichthyes; Rhinopristiformes; Pristidae
Product: calcium-transporting ATPase type 2C member 2-like
Exons: 27
Coding region: 167-3034 (955 amino acids)
Biological process (GO): calcium ion transmembrane transport; intracellular calcium ion homeostasis; manganese ion transport
Cellular component (GO): Golgi membrane; endoplasmic reticulum; plasma membrane
Molecular function (GO): P-type calcium transporter activity; ATP binding; ATP hydrolysis activity
Source: RefSeq, a predicted model, not a curated record
GAGGAGCAGAGAAGUUCACAGCAGGAAGCUCCUUCACUUAUUUAAUGGCAGGACAGUCCCAGCACAAUCCACAGCCCAACUUUUCUCGCGGUGGUUUUCACCGCAGUAUAUCCCUAAUUGUACUUUCCCGCGAUUAAAUUAAUGUUGGUGAGAGAGAAAUGUCACUAUGGCGCAAAAGGCAUUUCCCACCCUCUUCCAGAAAGUUUCUCUCGUCUUCGCCCGGAGGAAUUACCAGAAGGUCUUGGAGGACGAGCAGAUGGACACAGAGCUCCAGGAACUAAAAGUUAACAGCAAAAAAGAACCAAUCCAUCCAGUAUCUUCCAAGGAAGCCAGCACAAGGCAUUUAGAUGAGUUAGUAAGUGAUCUUCAGGCUGAUUUGGAGAAUGGUCUCACAAAAGGUCAGGUGCUCGAGCGUCGCAGGCAGUUUGGAUGGAAUGACUUUGAAGUGGAUAAACCUGAACCAAUUUGGAAGAAGUACCUUGGCCAGUUCAAGGAUCCCCUCAUUCUGUUGCUUUUGGCAUCAGCUAUUAUUAGUCUCAUCACUAAAGAGAUUGAAGAUGCAGUGAGCAUUACAGUGGCUGUAGUGAUUGUGGUCACAGUUGCCUUUGUGCAGGAGUACCAUUCUGAAAAAUCUGUACAAGAGCUUGGCAAACUAAUCCCUCCAGAAUGUAACUGCAUCCGUGAAGGUAAAGUGGAGCACAUACCAGCAAGGGAACUUGUGCUGGGUGACACUGUGUGCAUUUCCAUUGGUGAUCGAGUCCCUGCAGAUAUCAGGCUGAUGGAGGCUAUUGAUUUACUGAUCAAUGAGUCAAGUUACACAGGAGAGUCAGAAGCUAGUAAUAAAAGUACUGCAACCUUGCCAGAAUCUGGAGAUUCAACUUCUCCUCAAAACAUUGCUUUCAUGGGAACCCUGGUACAAUAUGGGAAUGGAAAGGGCAUUGUGAUUGCAACUGGUGAAAACUCUGAGUUUGGAGAAGUUUUUAAAAUGAUGCAAACUGAGGAGGCUCCAAAGACUCCCUUACAAAAGAGCAUGGGUAAGCUAGGGAAGCAAUUAUCACUGUUUUCAUUUACAAUAAUCGGUUUAAUGACGCUGAUUGGUUGGUUACAAGGGAAGAGUCUCCUUGGCAUGUUUACUUUGGGAGUGAGCCUGGCAGUUGCAGCUAUUCCAGAAGGCCUACCGAUUGUUGUCACGGUAACAUUAGCACUAGGUGUGAUUAGAAUGUCAAAAAAGAGAGUCAUAAUAAAGAAACUUCCUGUUGUAGAAACACUGGGUUGCUGUAAUGUCAUCUGUUCCGAUAAGACUGGCACCCUUACAGCCAAUCAGAUGACGGUAACACGACUACUUACAGCAGAUGGUAUACAGGCAGAGGUAACAGGUACAGGAUACAAUGGAGAGGGAAAUGUGCAUUUAUUACCCAGUGGAGAACUCGUAAAGGCAUUCUCCAAUGUGUCUGUAGGAAAACUGGUUGAAGCUGGAUGUUUAUGCAACAAUGCUGCAAUUAACAACGAAACAUUGAUAGGACAGCCAACAGAAGGAGCCUUAAUUGCACUUGCAAUGAAGAUGGACCUUGAUCAGGCUGAGAAGAGCUAUGUAAGGAAGAAGGAGUAUCCAUUUAGUUCAGAAAAGAAAUGGAUGGCUGUUAAGUGUGUCCACGAAAAUCAGGAAAAUGAAGAAGUUUACUUCAUGAAAGGUGCAUACGAGGCUGUUAUUCAGUAUUGUAGCAAUUAUAACAAUGGUGGCAUGCCAGUACCACUCACACCACAACAGCGUGCAGUGUACAUUCAACAACAAGCAAAGCUGGGAGCGGAGGGCCUUCGUGUACUUACUCUAGCCGUUGGGCAUGAAUUAGGUGAACUUACCUUCUUGGGAUUUAUUGGCAUUAUUGACCCACCAAGAACUGAAGUCAAAGCAGCAGUUCAAAUGCUACAAAGUUCAGGAGUUGCUGUUAAGAUGGUCACCGGAGACUCCAUGGCAACAGCCAUCUCUAUAGGGAAAAGUAUAGGACUUUAUAAUGAUGAUAUGGAAGUUAUGUCUGGGGAGCAGUUGGAUCAAGCGAAUGAUGAGGAUCUUUCCCGUUUGGUCAUGGAGGUGGCCAUAUUCUUCCGAACAAGUCCAAAGCACAAGCAGAAUAUUAUAAAGGCUCUCCAGAGCAAUAACGCAGUUGUGGGGAUGACAGGAGAUGGUGUGAAUGAUGCUGUUGCUCUCAAGUCUGCUGAUAUUGGAAUUGCCAUGAGAGGAACCGGAAGUGAUGUCAGUAAGGAAGCGGCAGGCAUGAUUCUAGUGGAUGAUGACUUCUCAUCCAUUUUGUCUGCAAUGGAAGAAGGAAAAGGAAUUUUUUACAACAUUAAAAACUUUGUGUGGUUUCAACUGAGUACGAGUAUUUCAGCAUUGAGUUUGAUUGUUUUAUCGACAAUAUUUAAUAUGCCAAAUCCUCUAAAUGCAAUGCAGAUUCUGUGGAUCAACAUCAUUAUGGAUGGGCCUCCAGCUCAAAGCUUGGGUGUUGAACCAGUUGAUAAGGAUGUAAUUAAACAGCGUCCAAGAAAUAUCAAGGACUCUAUUCUGAAUAAGGGCCUACUUGUUAAAAUAUUAUUCUCAGCAGUCAUAAUUAUGGGUGGUACCCUUUCUGUUUAUUGGAAAGAGCUUCCGGAAGGGAAGAUUUCCACAAGGACCACAACCAUGACAUUCACCUGCUUUGUCUUCUUUGAUAUGUUCAACGCUCUCAGUUGUCGCUCCCAGACAAAAUCAAUAUUUGAAAUAGGCCUAUUCCGUAACCGUGUAUUUGUUUAUACUGUACUUGGCUCACUGCUCGGGCAAAUGGCUGUCAUCUAUUUCCCACCUCUGCAGAGAGUUUUCCAAACAGAGAGCCUCGGACCACUCGACUUGCUGUUCUUGGUUGGCUUGGCCUCUUCAGUUUUCUUUGCAUUGGAGCUAUUGAAGUUAAUUGAAAGGAUAUGGCUGUCGGCUACUGAAAGGAAAAAUAGCCCAAAUUUAGAAGUACACCCGUAUAAAUUGGAAUGUAAAUACACAUUGUAGGACUGUACACCUCCAUUUUGCGAAACUUAAAGGCUUUGUGAAAAGUAAUGCUGAUUGACACGAAGGUUUAUUCUAGUGCUACAGUGGAAUUGCACUUGAGGGAACUGCUUUUGUUUCCAGGAAGUAUUGAUGCCAUUACACAGCAAGAUUCCCUAAUCCAAUUUAAGAAGAUUUGCAGAUCUCAUUACAAAAUAGCAAUUGGGGAAUUGUUUGACAAAUCACUGGUGAAUAUGGCAUACAAAAUGCUGUGUGUCUACCAAUCACAUAUUGGAUGUUUAUCCAUUCAAAGUACAAAUAUAGAAGGUGAAAAAUUUUACUCUAGCUCUUGCUUUUGAGGAGUGAAUGUUGCUAAAUUGGUUCCAAAACUUUGCACGUGCAUUUUUGCAGAAUAAGCACACUAGAAAAUAUUUGUGAGGGAUUAAGUCACAAGCAGCAGAAGAAAGGUAGAUCAGUUGUUUAUAUCAAUCAAAAUGUAAUGCUGAUUUGAUACCCAUAUUGUUAUUUUAGACCUCAACACCCCAGCUAACUCAUGUCGCCGAACACAUGAUCAGCAAUUAGAACACACAGCCAGUGCCAUUUAAAAAUGAUCAUCAAUUGUUUUCAGCUUAUUUGUUGAAGUCUUUCCACAGGAUAUUACUGUAAUUCUGCCAAGCAUUUCUUAUUUGUAAAGAAUGCCUUAAGUCAACUAAGUUUAAAUAGAAUGUGACAAUUGCUGAAAGAAUUCAUCCCAGUUCUACAGCUCCUGCAUAAACUAGUUCCUCCCAGAUAUGGGUGGAUUUGUAAGCAUUCUUGGAGUGCAUGGUGAUUUGGAGAAUUGAGAAAUCCUUGCAGAGAAUAGGGGUAUUGUCAGGGGAGAUGAGAACUUGGCGGAGAUUGAUGGGGGUCUGCUCGUCACCAAUGAGCCACCGGUCCAAUGUCACCAGCUAUUCAACAAGCUGCUGAACAUGCAAAAGGUAAAAACCCCAUGGGCUUUCUGUCUGGACUGCUCAUUAUUAACCAAGAUGGUAAAUGGAUGUGCAUUUGUGAGGGGGAAAUAUCACAAGGAGAUGUGCAAUGCAAGUUUGUUUUUACACUGUGCUAAGUGCUUGGAACAGGCUGCCAGGUGGAGUGGUGGAAGCAGUGGUGGUUAAGAGGCUGUUAAACACAGGAAUAUGCAGCAAAUGGAUCAUGUACAGGCAGAAGAGAAUUAAUUUGGUAUUGUGUUCAGCACAGACAUUGGGCUGAAGGGCCUGUUCCUGUGCUGCACUACUUUAAGUGCAAGCUCCAUUCUCCUGCAAUUUCACAACUUGCCCUUUGCCGUCACUGCAUCUGGAUACUCUGUGCCAACUAAGAUACUCAAACAAAUUUAUGAAUCAAAACAUCUAUUUGGAAAUAAAUGAGUAUGUAAUUAUGGCAUUUCUCAUCUUGCAUUACUCAAACUGGUGUGGAGUUCCUCAAAAAAAAAUGUUGGUAAUCAAUAAGCAUUGUUGAUUUUUGUUUUUAAAAUUGCUCACUGGCUGUACAUUAUUGUACAGCAAGUGAAUAAAUGGCUUCCUGGUCCAUUUUAGACAGCAGUUAUUUCAGAUGAAAUAUAGGCCAGACAAGGUAAAGAGAAACAAAAGACUGCAGAUGCUGGAAUCUAGAUGAAAAACCCUAUGGUGCUGGAAGAACACUAUGGUGCAGCAUCCGUGGAGAAAAGCAGAUGGUCAAUAUUUUGGGUCGGGACCUUUCUUCAGGACAUAGCAGAGGUAAAGAGCUGAAUAUUUUCUCUAAACAGAUGCUGGUGAACCUGAUGGGUAUUACCCUGUACUACCUCAAUGCACCGUGUAAUGAAUUGAUCUGUAGGAACUGUAUGCAAGACAAGUUUUUUCACUGUACCUCAGUGCAAGUGACAAUAAU